Messenger RNA from Xyrauchen texanus (razorback sucker), 660 nucleotides. Its product is annotated as dual specificity protein phosphatase 26-like. Gene Ontology annotation, molecular function: MAP kinase phosphatase activity; protein tyrosine/serine/threonine phosphatase activity. The record is from RefSeq and is a predicted model, not a curated record. Gene Ontology annotation, biological process: negative regulation of MAPK cascade; protein dephosphorylation. Gene Ontology annotation, cellular component: cytoplasm. Lineage: Eukaryota; Metazoa; Chordata; Actinopteri; Cypriniformes; Catostomidae. The transcript has 4 exons. Bases 45 to 638 code for a protein of 197 amino acids.
AAGGAUUUGAGUCACAUCGAACGCGCAAUCUAAGGUCAGUCCAGAUGGCUUUUAUGUCCAGACUGUCUCGGUCGAGGAGUAAUUCCAGGUCUCCCAGCAGAAGGGACACAGAGAAGGGAUGUCCUGUACUAACUGUUGCAGAACUUGAGCGUCUGCUGUACACUGGAAAAACAGCCUGUAAUCACGCAGAUGAAGUGUGGCCAAGACUCUACAUAGGUGACCAAGAAAUCGCCUCUAACCGCAAAGAACUUGUAAAGCUGGGGAUCACGCACAUCCUGAACUGUGCACAGAGCAAAUGGAGAGGAGGUGCAGAGCAUUACACUGGCAUGAACAUCACGUAUCAUGGCAUUGAAGCACACGACUCGCCCUCUUUUGACAUGAGUAUCAACUUCUACCCAGCGGCCGAGUUCAUUCACAGAGCACUCAGCACAGGAGGAAAGGUACUUGUGCACUGUGCCGUUGGCGUAAGUCGAUCCGCCACACUUGUGCUGGCUUACCUCAUGAUCCGCCAGAACAUGACUUUAGUGGAGGCCAUCAAGACUGUGAAGGAUCACCGUGGAGUCACUCCGAACCGUGGGUUCCUACGGCAGCUCAGCGGUCUGGACAGCAUACUGCGCGCCAGCCGCAAUGCAACAUAAAGCCACCGGUAGCACUAAAACU